This is a messenger RNA of Phodopus roborovskii (desert hamster), 1152 nucleotides long. It is a transcript of the gene C1ql4, whose product is annotated as complement C1q like 4. The coding region runs from base 231 to 947 and encodes 238 amino acids. The transcript has 2 exons. Gene Ontology annotation, molecular function: protein binding. The record is from RefSeq and is a predicted model, not a curated record. Lineage: Eukaryota; Metazoa; Chordata; Mammalia; Rodentia; Cricetidae.
CCUCCACCCUGACCAGCGAUUUAGGGAACAGCUUCGCUGUGACAGGAGGAAUCCGCCGGGGCAAGGUGGUCGGGCACAGCCGUCGGGAGAUCCGGACCGGGGUCCGAGCCCGCGGAGAGCCCAGAGCCUCCGCCGCCAUUGCGCCCAAAAGUGAAGAGGAUUUGCUGGCCCUGGCCGCGUCACGGCUGAGCCGCCGUAAGCGGGUGGCGGGCGCGGCCGUCGGGGUGGCCAUGGUGCUGCUGCUGCUGGUAGCCAUCCCGCUACUGGUGCACAGCUCUCGCGGACCAACACAUUACGAGAUGCUGGGUCGAUGUCGCAUGGUGUGUGACCCCCAAGCACCCCGAGGCCAAGGCCCCGACGGUGCUCCCGUCUCUGUGCCUCCCUUCCCUCCUGGUGCCAAGGGAGAGGUAGGUCGGCGAGGGAAGGCAGGCCUGCGGGGACCCCCAGGGCCCCCAGGUCCCAGAGGGCCCCCUGGAGAGCCAGGCAGGCCCGGUCCCCCGGGUCCUCCCGGGCCAGGCCCUGGAGGGGCUGCGCCCCCUGCAGGCUAUGUACCCCGAAUUGCUUUCUACGCGGGUCUUCGGCGGCCUCAUGAGGGUUAUGAAGUGUUGCGCUUUGACGACGUGGUGACCAACGUGGGCAACGCUUAUGAGGCAGCCAGUGGCAAGUUCACCUGUCCCAUGCCAGGUGUCUACUUCUUCGCUUACCAUGUGCUCAUGCGCGGCGGCGACGGCACCAGCAUGUGGGCCGAUUUGAUGAAAAACGGACAGGUCCGGGCCAGUGCCAUUGCUCAGGAUGCGGAUCAGAACUAUGAUUAUGCCAGCAACAGCGUCAUUCUACACCUAGAUGUGGGUGACGAGGUUUUCAUCAAGCUGGACGGUGGGAAGGUGCAUGGCGGCAACACCAACAAGUACAGCACCUUCUCAGGCUUCAUCAUCUACCCGGACUGAGCCCAACACCUUCCCACACACUCGCAUUCGCCUGUCCCUUUGCCCCCUUGCUCCAAUUCACAUCCAUCUCCAACUAGCUCUACCCAAGUCCAUCCUGUGAGAGCCUGCCUACUCUCCCCAGCUCCCCAGGCUACCUAAAUCUGCAGAUUCUUGGGACUCAAAGGUUUUAAGUGGCUGGGGGAGUUGAGAGGUGGGAAGAUGGGAU